AUGGCUUCCAAAACUUGUUCCUCUCUUGCAGUUUUCCUCACAAUCAACAUUCUCUUCUUUACCCUUGUUUCAUCUUGUGGAACUUGUGGCUCCGGCUCGUACCCAAACCCAAACCCUAACCCUAAGCCAAAGCAUACUCCUAACUCAAAAAAUUCAGGUGGCUCGAGUCCUGGAGGCUCGAGCCCUUCAGGAGGCUCGAACCCCUCAGGUCCUUCCGGCCCUUCAGGCGGGAGUAGCACCGGCUUGUGCCCACGUGAUGCACUCAAACUCGGCGUAUGUGCCAAUGUCCUAAAUGGAUUGUUGAAUGCAACUUUGGGUCAGCCACCAGUGACUCCUUGUUGCUCCCUUCUUAAUGGCCUUGUUGAUCUUGAAGCUGCAGUGUGUCUUUGCACAGCCCUUAGAGCUAGCAUUUUGGGGAUAAAUCUCAACCUUCCUAUCUCACUUACCUUGCUUCUCAAUGUUUGUUCAAAACAAGCACCACGUGAUUUCCAAUGCAACUAA
Molecule: messenger RNA, 501 nt
Organism: Vicia faba (fava bean)
Lineage: Eukaryota; Viridiplantae; Streptophyta; Magnoliopsida; Fabales; Fabaceae
Source: the annotation of a GenBank genome assembly